GAGCUCGGCAAAUAAUACCUUUCUUUGCAGCGGAAAUAACGAAAUGAUCCGGAUUCUACCGAUGGGCAAAUCGGAUUUAGUGUGCGGUUGUGGUCCAUAAUCCAAGACUGUAAUGCAGUUGACACAUUACAAACAAACCCAUUGUGUCUUGUGUAGCUUGGAAUGUGUUUGUUCCGAAAACGUGCAAUGAAGAACCAUAACCUGGGAGAAAACAAGGAAAAAUAAAACAUAAGAUUGAAGAAACGAUCGUUAAUUUUGUUUGAACAUGCAUUCCUCGUUUACAAACGUUUGAGUUUCUGAAGACGAGUUUAACGUCAUCAGAAAUCGCCAAUGUAUCUGCUGCGCUCUCUCGGUGCCUUUUGGUGCUUCAUAGCUGCAUUUAAAAUGGCUUUAAGGUUUAGCAGCCGUUUGUUACAUGUUCAUAGACAUUUUGUCAGUUGUAACACAGCCCAUCUACUGUCGGUGCCGGGAGAAAAAUCUGUCCUUCCAGUCUUUAUAAAUUAUUGUGUUCGCUUUAAGGCCUCGGGAUCUGAGGGGCCGACACUCCAGGAGAGGCAGAGACAGCACAUGGCCAGAGGUCUGCCCCGUCAGAGGCCCAUCCCAGGGGUGAAGCAGGUCAUCGUUGUGGCCUCGGGAAAGGGAGGUGUGGGGAAGUCAACCACCGCAGUGAACCUGGCUCUUGGACUUGCCGCUAAUGACCUGGAAAAGUCAGUGGGGCUCUUGGAUGCAGACGUUUAUGGUCCUUCAAUCCCCAAACUCAUGAACCUGAGAGGGAACCCUGAGCUCACAGACAAAAACCUGAUGAGACCACUGGUGAAUUUUGGCAUUCCUUGCAUGUCCAUGGGCUUUCUGGUGGAGGACACGGCCCCAGUGGUGUGGAGAGGCCUCAUGGUGAUGUCAGCCAUAGAGAAGCUGUUAAGACAGGUAGACUGGGGUACCCUGGACUACCUGGUUGUGGACAUGCCCCCUGGCACAGGAGAUGUGCAGCUGUCUGUCACCCAGAAUAUUCCCAUAGCAGGGGCGGUGGUGGUGUCGACUCCACAGGACCUGGCCCUGCUGGACGCGCGCAGAGGGGCGGAGAUGUUCAGGAAGGUGAACGUGCCGGUGCUGGGGCUCAUUCAGAACAUGAGUGUGUUCCAGUGUCCGAAGUGUCAGCACCAGAGUCAUAUAUUUGGAGCUGAUGGAGCGAGGGAGCUGGCGGAGAGCCUCGGCGUGGAGGUGCUAGCCGACAUCCCGUUGCACAUAAAUAUCAGAGAGACCUCAGACAGCGGCCGGCCGGUCGUCGUGUCUUCCCCUGAGAGCCCAGAGGCCAGAGCUUACCGAAGGGCUGCUGAGGAGGUGGUGAGGCGCCUGGCCUCUCUGCCGGGCUGAAGAGCGGGAGGCUGGGUCCCCUGACCUCCUGCCGUCAACGGGCAGGAGUUUCAGUCCAGAGCCUAGGGCCCUAGACAGAGCCCUUGGAGCAGGGGGCGAGGUAUCUUCUGCUGCGAGCGAUGAGCAGUGUCACGCACUCUGACAGCAUCACAUGAUCUGCCAAAGACCCUGAGAUAAAGAGCAGCUCGAUUUUUCCGCUUCAUUCCUUGGGAACAUAUCUAACGCACUCUGAUCUUUCUACAGCCUCAUUGUGCUUCCACUCACAGAACUAUAGUACUUUGUUUCUAUUUGCUCUCCUACUGCGUCUCCCUGCUCUUAUCAACCCCCUGACGAACCACCUGAACAUUUUUCGCACAUUGGAAACCUUCCCUUUCCUUGUCUUACGUGUACAAUCGGUAUGUUUCUAUCACAGUGCAUGCUUGCCUUGCCUCCCAUGUUGAUAUUUCACCUUCUACUCGUGCUCGUCUUUCAUCCUCUCGUGUGCCUUGAUCAGGGCAAAAGAGGGAGAGGAAACAGUGGAAAGUCCAGAUUCAUUUUUUUGAAGUGAACAUAUUGUGUAUUUUUAGGAAUGAAGAAUCAUCUGAAAAGAGAAAACAGCACAGUUUUUUGUUUUAAAAAAAGCCUGUUUUGUUGUAUAGAGAUUAUGCUGUUGACCUUACUGCUGAAUAUGGUGCAUUGCCAUCUAUUUUAUGACAGUUCAUUCCAGUGUUACUCAGUUUAUUCCAGUAUCAUUCAUUUUAAUUAUAGACUAAGGAGAUGUACAUGUGGAAUGAGAAUACUUUGUGUGACCUUUUAAAGACGUUUCUGAUGUAUACUUGACAGGUGCCCUUCUCUGCAUUCUGUACAAAAAGAGGAAAAUUGUUUUCCCUUUCUGUGGCUCAGAUGAGUUUUUCUAUGUCAUUUUGUCAUUUAAAAGCCAGGGGAACAGUGGUGACAUUUCAUUGAAUUUGGCUGCCUCUGCUGACUUUUGUACAUUCUGUUUAAUCUAAAUGUUUAACGUGCGCCUGCUAUGGAGUUUCUCACAAAAUGGAACACAGAAAGGGUUGAAGAAAAGUAAUGAAGUGGCUGUGUUUAAAGACAUCUUCCUCAACAGAUGGAGUUACUUUGGAAACAUUACUUUUUUCUUUCAGUUCUUUUUUGUCUUAAGAUCUUAAAUCUUUUCUAUUGUCUUGAAUGCCUUUUUUCCUUUGAGGAAAGGAUUGGUUAAUUAUGGUUAAUUGUCCUGAUUUUAUAGUAUUCCAUACUGUACUUGACAAAUCUAAUGUGUACAUUUUGUAUUAUCAUUCAUACUCACUGCACACAUCCGGGAACAUGAAGAGUUACAUCUGCACCACAUAAAGAAUUCAUAAAGAAUAAUCUGCACCAGAAGAGCAAAAAUACACAAUUCAAAUGUUUCUGUGUUCACGACAAAAUACUCCUUAUCCUCACAUUACUAUCAGAAGUUUUCUCUUCGGUCCACCACUCCUUACUUUUUUUGCAAUCAUUUUUUACUUUGAACUGAGAUAUUGCAAAACCAUAAAACCUCUCUGUGCCCGUUUAUUGCUGCCAACUGCACACAGAGAAUUAUGGCCUCCCACUGUAUUCAAAUAAGCCAUGUUGCUGCCCACAUUAAAAUACACUAUUGUACUGUAUGUGUUGAAUAGAAUUAGGAUGUUGUUCUUGAAGUCAUGAAAACGUUUUGAUGCAGAAAACGUUUUCGUGUUAAAUUGUGAAAUGUCAACAAAUACAGUUAUUAAAAGCAGAUAUUUAGCAAGACUGAAGGCAGGAGUCUGCCUCAUUUGUAGAAAGUAGCUGAUGUGCGUUAUUAGGGUGCUCCAAUGUCCCAACAAAUUUCUCUGGACUAUUCUUUCCUGGAGUCCCCUGGACUCUGGCUCGAGUCUCUGGAUUUUCUGAUAAUGUCUUUGGUCUUGUAUAAAAUCAAGUCUUUUUCAGAAUAUAUUGUGGUGUUUUGGAGUAAACUGUAUGAACUUUUGAAUCUCUCCUGGCUCUCUGUUCUCAGCUGCGUGAUCAUACAUUCUUGAGUCUACCUUAUGAAAUAAGGCAACAAUCACAGGGCUAGAAAAGAUAUGAACAUGCUAGUGAUCUGUGAAAUUUUAAUAAAAGGAAUCAAAAAAGGUAAGGUAAAAUCAUCACUUUUGUAGUAAUAUUAUAGUCCACGGCCUAGAUCACAGUCCUGUCCGCAGUGUUCCUAAAUACAUCAACUAGAAAGUGUUUUCUGAGUUGUCGUUCCACGUCUUCCUUCAGUUCGGAUGAGUUGAAACGAACACUUUGUUUUUUGUCAAAUGUCAGGUAGCUCAAUGUGUAUGUUUCGUAACAUUGGCCCUGAAGGGUAAUAAGGAUUAUUUCUUACUGUUCAAAGUGUUUUAUGGAAAGGUGUGAUGCAACAAAAUAUCUAACAAUCUGGUAAAGUAAUAUAAAACUGGUAAAGAAACACAAAAAGUUGGAACCCAAAAACCCGAAAAGAGCUUGCAGCCUCAGCCGUGAUGUCUUCCCUACACUCUCGGAAGCUCUCUACGGCAUCUUACUUAACACCUCCCCAGUACCUUUUCUCCUUUUACCCCUCAACGACUUUGUUCUCAUCUCUCUGCCACCUGCCCCGCCCCCCGCUCGCUUGAAUUAAUCUCACCCCUCUUUUCUUCCCUUGGCGUUCCAGGGAAACUCGUCUCCCCAGAAAACUCUAGGUCCUCUCACCACUCUGGACUUUUGGGGCAUCUCUUUAGAUUCAGUUUAAUCUAAAGUUAGGUCGGCCUUCCUCCUUACAAGCUGACUCAUCUCUCAUUUUCAGAUUUCACAUUUUAUCACUAGACGCAGCUUGUUGUCUUUGUUUGGGCGGUCCAGUGAUGCUAUCCUCUUUAAACCACAAGGCAGAUCUUUCAUCUCUCAGGUUCCUGCUCCUUCUACGACUGUCGGGUUUCUCAAUGCCCAUGUUGCUAUGUCACCUAACUCCACAGGAUAUCAAAUUGUGGAGUUUUUUGCUACACCACUGGAACGGCCUCUCUAUGUUUUACAACGAUUGGUGUUCUACUCCGCAUAAUCUGACUCUCUUCACCAAUACUUCCUCUGUCAGUUUUUCAGAUAUUUUCGAAGCUCAAUUGGUUUUGUAGUUCCAGGCCCUCUCAAAUCUAGGAGCUCUCUCCCCAUGCACGAUCCACAGCCCUUCUGCAACUCUGUCCUAUAGUUGCAGCCGCCCACGUCUGGGGAUACCAGUGGAUGGGAAAAUCAAUUCUAUUUCAUUGUGAUAGCAAAUCCACCAUUUUCAUUAACGAUAAAGUAAGAUCCUCUUCCCCCCUGAUUUCAAGCCUCCUUCACCAUCUCACCUGGAUUACCCACAACGUCCUGUCAAGAGUUUAACAUCUCCCUAGACUUUCAAAUGCUGCGGGUGACGCUGUUACUCUUUUGCAGAUUCCCAAAUUCCACAACAUGAUGCCCACCGCAGCUCCUUCCCCUCUUCAAGUUCCAGAGUCCCACAGUCUUUUAUUGACCAGGAUCAACUCUUUCCGCCCAGCUUCAAGCAGCACGUGACUACAUGUGUCUGCUGCUUUAGCUCCACCCACCAUGUGACCUGGACAGCAUACACCACCUUCUGUGUAUCCCACUGGCUGCCUUCAACUCCAUUCAGCCUCACUAUUCUUGUCGCCUUCAUUGCCUGUGCCAGAGACACUCUCCAAGUGCUAGAACCUCUCUGGGAUUCAGCUCCCCCUCACGAUCCAGUCUAAUGAGUGUCGUACCCUGCUUUCUAUUCUAGCAGUCCGUCUCGCGCUUCAUGGAAUUCAAAGACAACACCUCCAAUCGUCCCUUCCAGGAAGCCUAUCUCCUCUGACACCCUCCUCAUUUCAUCUUCCGUCCUGAGAUUAGGUUGUUUUACCCCCUGCGAGGAUGCACAUAUGGCUGCAAUGUGUCGGACUGCUUUUUUCAGAUUCUGAAGAGCUGUAGAAUCCUCCAGUUCCUCUGUAUCUCUUUUUCCAGAAUCGAGUCUUAUCACUCUGCGACCUGUCUUGUGUACCAGACUCCCACUUCACUCAUUUCUACUCUUUUCUAAAACGGAUCCUCUUCGCGGAGGACAUUACAUCCAUCCCUCCCCAUCGGGCCCUUAUUCGUUCUGCCCUUUCCAACUUUCUGACUCAUUGAGCCUUUACUACCAACCCCAGCUCCUUUGUUUCUCUCACCCUCUUUAUUGGUGGUA
Lepisosteus oculatus (spotted gar) is the source of this 5554-nucleotide messenger RNA. It is a transcript of the gene nubpl, whose product is annotated as nucleotide binding protein-like. The record is from RefSeq and is a predicted model, not a curated record. Lineage: Eukaryota; Metazoa; Chordata; Actinopteri; Semionotiformes; Lepisosteidae. Gene Ontology annotation, biological process: iron-sulfur cluster assembly; mitochondrial respiratory chain complex I assembly. Gene Ontology annotation, molecular function: ATP-dependent FeS chaperone activity; 4 iron, 4 sulfur cluster binding; ATP binding. Gene Ontology annotation, cellular component: mitochondrion.